Daphnia pulicaria is the source of this 1652-nucleotide messenger RNA. It is a transcript of the gene cn, whose product is annotated as kynurenine 3-monooxygenase-like. The transcript is spliced from 13 exons. Gene Ontology annotation, biological process: NAD+ metabolic process; quinolinate biosynthetic process; L-tryptophan catabolic process. The record is from RefSeq and is a predicted model, not a curated record. Gene Ontology annotation, molecular function: kynurenine 3-monooxygenase activity; FAD binding; NAD(P)H oxidase H2O2-forming activity. Gene Ontology annotation, cellular component: mitochondrial outer membrane. NCBI's taxonomy places the organism in Eukaryota, Metazoa, Arthropoda, Branchiopoda, Diplostraca, Daphniidae. Bases 137 to 1504 code for a protein of 455 amino acids.
CGCAGUCGGCCUUGCGCAGUCGUCGUUCGAUCGCAGCUCGCUACACGUUAGACUAGUGAGUGUCUGCUCUCAUCAACAAAAAGUUCUCUUUCUUGUCAAUUCAUUGAAUUAUCACCGAAAAGGGAUUUGAAUCAAAAUGACCAGCCAAGAUCCGCAGAAGAAACUGAAAAUUGCCGUCGUUGGCGGAGGAUUGGUGGGAUCACUGCAAGCAUGUUACAUGGCCAAAAGAGGACAUCAGGUCGAACUCUACGAACUGCGAGAUGACAUUAGGACGAUGGAGCACGUUCCAGGUAAAAGUAUCAAUUUGGCCAUGUCGAUUCGAGGCCGAUCAGCGUUGAGAGAAGUUGGACUAGAAGAUGAGAUUAUCAAGAACCAUGGACUGCCUAUGGAAGCGCGCAUGAUUCAUCGAUUGGACGGCUCUACCUAUCAAAUCCCGUACGGAAAGAAAGGACAGUGCAUUUACUCUGUCGGUCGUCGAUUCGUCAACGAGGUUCUCCUCAAUGCCGCAGAAAAGUUGCCGAAUGUUAGUUUCAACUUUAGCCAUAAAUUGGUCAACUCUGACUUAGACAAAGGCACCAUGACAUUUACAAACAAAUCCGGAGAACUUGUGGAAGCUCAAGCGGAUCUGAUUCUAGGCACAGAUGGAGCCUACUCCGCCGUUCGAAAGCAGUUCAUGAAAAGACCGCGUUUUAAUUACCAACAGGAAUAUAUUCCGUGUUAUUAUCUGGAACUCUGCAUCCCACCCACAGCUUCUGGAAACUUCGCUAUGAAUCCGAAAUGUUUACACAUUUGGCCCCGAGGAUCCUUCAUGAUGAUUGCACUGCCAAACCAAGAUGCUUCGUGGACUGUGACACUUUUCAUGCCCCACGAUAAAUUCGAGGCUCUAACAACCCCCGAAGAAUUGCUGGCAUUCUUCAAAACUUAUUACCCCGACGCGAUACCUUUAAUCGGCAAGGACAGGCUAGUCAAAGAUUUCUUCUCCAUAAAGCCUUCGGGACUUAUUUCCGUUAAAUGCUAUCCACAUCAUGCCGGAAAAGCCUUACUUUUGGGCGAUGCAGCUCACGCUAUGGUACCUUUCUACGGACAAGGAAUGAACUGCGGUUUCGAGGACUGCCUGGUUCUUAACGAGUUCCUGAAUCAGCUGGGGGACCAUAAUUUGGAAAAAGUCUUACCAGCUUAUACGGAGCAUCGUCACGUUGACGCACACGCCAUCUGCGACUUAGCUCUGUAUAACUUUAUAGAGAUGCGAGAUUUGGUGAACCGAUUCUCGUUUCUGGCAAGGAAACGCUUUGAUAACACCAUGCAUUGGCUUUUCCCCAACUGGUGGGUUCCGCUCUACACCUCGGUGACUUUCUCCAGGAUGCGCUAUCACUUGUGCAUCGAAAAUAAAAAAUGGCAGGAUCGCGGGGUUCGCAAGCUGCUUUGGAGUACAGGAACUGCCGUCGUUGCCACAGCCGUCGUUGUCGGGUUCAAUUUUCGAUCUUAUUUGCAGAAGUUCAUCUGAAUCACCUUUUGCAUUGUCCAACUCAAAUAGUCUUUAGUAGCUCUCGUUCGACAGGUAUAUUUUUGUCACGCAUUUUUAUUACUGGGUGAAAGAUUUUUGCGGUAUGACAAAAUCUCUGUAUUGUGAAAAUAAAUGAAUUGAAAGUCAA